Messenger RNA from Cygnus atratus (black swan), 2217 nucleotides. It is a transcript of the gene CDK6, whose product is annotated as cyclin dependent kinase 6. Gene Ontology annotation, biological process: signal transduction; G1/S transition of mitotic cell cycle; regulation of G2/M transition of mitotic cell cycle. Bases 680 to 1660 code for a protein of 326 amino acids. The record is from RefSeq and is a predicted model, not a curated record. Gene Ontology annotation, cellular component: cytoplasm; nucleus; cyclin-dependent protein kinase holoenzyme complex. The transcript is spliced from 8 exons. Lineage: Eukaryota; Metazoa; Chordata; Aves; Anseriformes; Anatidae. Gene Ontology annotation, molecular function: ATP binding; cyclin-dependent protein serine/threonine kinase activity; cyclin binding.
AGCCCCGCGGCGGGGCGGCUGCGGGCGCGUCGCAGCAGCGGCGGCGGCUCCCCGGGGGCCGCCGGCCGCGUUUAUUUUUUAAUUUUUUUUCUUUUUUUUUUUUUUUUUUUUCUUCGGCGUUUUCGUUUUCCCCGAGCAGCGUGGGGGCGGGAGGAGAGGGCUGGGGGACGUGUGGGAGCUGCCUUCUGCGCCAAGGUGCAGCCCGGCGGCGGCGGGAGGAUGCGAGCCGAGGGCGGCCGGGCGGCGGAGCAGCAGCAGCAGCAGCAGCAGCAACACCAGCAGCAGCAGCAGGAGCAGCAGCAGCAGCAGCAGCAGCUACCUGUGUGGCCCGGGCGGCCGCUGCCGGGACCUGCCGGAGACAUCGCCAUGUGAAGGGGCAGACCCCGGGCCGGCUCUCCACCCCGCCUCGCUCAAUGGGAGAUCUAACUGGCCUCACCCAGACAAUGCUCCCAAAGACUGUAUGAUAAUUUCUGGCAGCCGCAAGAGGAGGCACAUCGGGGUCCGUGCAGCAGAGGAACAGGACCGGGGGGCCGAGAACUUCCUCCUGCCCACGUGGCAGGGCUACCAGGUGCGUGGCAGACCCGCAGCGCGAGCCAAGUGCUAGCCUUCAGAAAGCCAGCAGGGACGGAGGGCCGCCCCAAGGCACCCCGGGCACGGGAGGAAGAGGAGCAGCGGCAGCAUGGAUAAGGACAGCACAAACCUGGCUGACCAGCAGUAUGAGUGUGUGGCUGAGAUCGGCGAAGGAGCCUACGGGAAGGUGUUCAAAGCCCGGGACUUGAAGAACGGAGGCCGCUUCGUGGCGCUGAAGCGGGUGCGGGUGCAGACCAGCGAGGAGGGGAUGCCGCUGUCCACCAUCCGAGAGGUGGCAGUUCUGAGGCACCUGGAGACGUUCGAGCACCCCAACGUGGUCAGAUUGUUUGAUGUGUGCACCGUGUCACGAACAGACAGAGAGACCAAGUUAACAUUGGUGUUUGAACACGUGGACCAAGACUUGACUACUUACUUGGAUAAAGUUCCAGAGCCUGGAGUGCCUACUGAAACUAUAAAGGAUAUGAUGCUUCAGCUGUUUCGGGGACUGGAUUUUCUGCAUUCACAUCGUGUGGUGCAUCGGGACCUGAAACCCCAAAAUAUCCUUGUAACCAGCAGCGGGCAGAUAAAGUUAGCUGACUUUGGCCUUGCACGAAUCUACAGUUUUCAGAUGGCUCUUACCUCAGUGGUUGUUACUUUGUGGUACAGAGCGCCUGAAGUUUUGCUUCAGUCCAGCUAUGCAACACCGGUUGAUCUUUGGAGUGUUGGCUGCAUAUUUGCAGAAAUGUUCCGUCGAAAACCACUCUUCCGUGGAAAUUCAGAUGUUGAUCAACUAGGAAAAAUCUUUGAUGUAAUUGGACUCCCAGAAGAAGAGGACUGGCCUAAUGAUGUUGCCCUUCCAAGAAAUGCUUUCGCUUCCAGACCCGCACAACCUAUUGAAAAAUUUGUACCAGAUAUUGAUGAACUGGGCAAAGACUUGCUUCUCAAAUGCUUAGCGUUCAAUCCAGCCAAGAGAAUAUCUGCCUAUGUUGCCCUGUCUCACCCAUAUUUCCACGAUCUGGAGAAAUGCAAGGAGAAUCUGGACUCUCACAUGUCAUCCAGCCAAAACUCCAGUGAGGUGAAUGCAUCAUAAUGCUGACUGAAGAUGAAUCUAUAAAUGAACAAGACAUGUAGCUGACAAGGCCACUGACCCAUAUAAAACACAUAGCUGUUCGAGUGAAGAUCAUUAUUUGGAGGUUUUAAACACCUAUCUUUUAUUUUGGGAUUGUGAUGUGCUUAUCCAAGGAAACCAAUCUAGUUUACUUUCAUCAGAGCGAUGCAAGGAACAGGGUUUUGACCUGCUCCCAUUGCAGCUUUAUGUUUGUUUUGUUUUUGUUUUGUUUGUCUACCUGGGAAAACUCCAGACGAAGAGAAGCUGCUGACCAGUUUUGCUGCCAUUUUAUCAUUUUAAUAUUGAAUGCUGCCAGUGUGGAGUAGGAUGAUCAAGUCACUGCCAAAACAUGAUGCAAUCUCUCUCUCUAGCUGCUGAAGCAUGAUUUGGUACUUUUAUUAUUAUUAUUUUGUGAUCUCUUAAAGUGAUAUUUAAAGGAUGGCAUUGAAAUAUCAGAUCUCUGCAACCUGCAGUUAACUGAUACAUACAUUAAUACAUCCAGUUACUGUGCAUCGUAGAAUAUAUGCAGGUGCUUCCCC